This is a messenger RNA of Loa loa (African eye worm), 594 nucleotides long. RefSeq lists its product as hypothetical. The record is from RefSeq and is a predicted model, not a curated record. NCBI's taxonomy places the organism in Eukaryota, Metazoa, Nematoda, Chromadorea, Rhabditida, Onchocercidae. The transcript is spliced from 7 exons. The coding region runs from base 1 to 594 and encodes 197 amino acids.
AUGGAUGAAAAUGGUGACUCAGUGAGACAAAUUUUGAAAACAGCCAGCUUUAAGAAAAGGAAAUUGGUUCCUAGUGUUGUCAAUAGUCUUCGGACAUUUUUCCGACAAGAAAAUUGCCAUUUCCUUCUUCACUUCAUCCCAAGAAAAGAAAAUACAGUGGAAGAAGGAUGUAAUAAAGGUGCAGGAAGUAAGUUAAAGGGAGAAUUCAAUGAAGAUAUUGUGAUGCAAAUCAAGAAGAAAAUUCGGGAAAAGAAUCGAGUAUCAUAUGCAGUUUUAGCGGUGCUGUUUGAAGAUUUCAUUCAAAAAUCUGGCGCUUAUUGCAUUAAACACACCCACACUUCUUCCGAAAAAGCAGAAAAAAAGUUAACGAAUUUACAACAAUUUGUUGCUCUGAUAAAGCAGAAAGAGCACAAAAUGAAAAAAUUGUCAAAUGUCACGCAAUGGAUCAUGCAUUCUUCUUCAAGGAACUCAAAUUUAAAAAUGGAAGAAUUGUAUAAAACAGUAUAUAUUAUCAAGAAAAGGAAAGAAAAUAUCCACUCUUUAUGCGAUUUAUUAUCAAAAAAUUAUGAAAUGAAAGGUGAUGCUAAUCGUUAA